Messenger RNA from Conger conger (European conger), 3625 nucleotides. Its product is annotated as integrin-linked protein kinase. Bases 757 to 2115 code for a protein of 452 amino acids. The transcript has 13 exons. Gene Ontology annotation, biological process: substrate adhesion-dependent cell spreading; protein phosphorylation; integrin-mediated signaling pathway. NCBI's taxonomy places the organism in Eukaryota, Metazoa, Chordata, Actinopteri, Anguilliformes, Congridae. The record is from RefSeq and is a predicted model, not a curated record. Gene Ontology annotation, cellular component: stress fiber; focal adhesion. Gene Ontology annotation, molecular function: protein binding; protein kinase activity; ATP binding.
UCAUGACAAUACUGCCCAGGUAUUCUAAAGUUCCGCUCUACUUAAUAGUAACACGAAGACGGAGAAAAUAAUAAUAAUGACGAAAAUAACGAUGACGCGUUUCUGCAUUUUAAUUGGCUAAUGUCUGUAACGGUAAUUAAAUGUAGGCCUACGUAAUGUUUGCUGGACGGAGGACAGUUCGCCACACAUUGCAUUGUCUUCAGGGGGUGACGUUACCUUGGGUAUCAAAUAUCACAGCUGACAAAACAUGUCUAGAGGCUCAGUGUGACUGCGAAGUCAAAAACACUGCGUUCUGGAGAAUGAAAAAAAAAAAAACCCUGUUGAAUUUUGCGAAAAAGACACCCUCGAGCUAAACUAAGAUCUCCAGACAGGGGGCGCUGUGAGUACAGCGAGACAGAGAAAAUAUUCCUCCCCCACGGUACUGGAUUUUCACCGAAUGAGGGUGUGGGCAGGGACGUAAGCGAUUUUCGCUUCAAUCUUUUUGGAAAAUCUGAACACAAAAUUCAUCAGGAGUCGUUUGGUGGUGGUGAGAGAGCUUCCCCCUUCCUGUUUCUGACUGCAUCUUCCCAUUCACGCAUCACUUCCUGUUUCUGACUGCCUCUUCACCUCGCGCAUCACUUCCUGUGGACGAAUGCGCUCCAGAGCCGCAAGGAACUCCAGCCUCCACCUGUGUCGAUCCGCCCAGUCCUCCCACACCAGAGCAGCACUGCCCUCCAGGAGCACAGGCUUCAGUUAGCAGAAGAAGCGGGAGCCGUAAUGGACGACAUUUUCACCCAGUGCCGGGAGGGCAAUGCAGUGGCCGUCCGCUUGUGGCUGGACAACACAGAGAAUGACCUCAACCAGGGGGAUGACCACGGGUUCAGCCCUCUGCACUGGGCCUGUCGGGAGGGCCGCUCCAGCGUGGUGGACAUGCUGAUCAUGAGAGGAGCCCGCAUCAACGUCAUGAACCGUGGAGACGACACGCCCCUGCACCUGGCCUCCAGCCACGGCCACCGCGACAUCGUGGGCAAGCUGAUCCAGUGCAAGGCAGACACCAACACGGCCAACGAGCAUGGCAACACACCACUACACUACGCCUGCUUCUGGGGUCAGGACCUGGUGGCUGAGGACCUGGUAACUAACGGCGCCCAGGUGAGCAUCUGCAACAAGUACGGAGAGACUCCGCUGGACAAGGCCAAACCCCACCUGAGGGACCUGCUCAAAGAGCGCGCCGAAAAGCUGGGACAGAGCCUGACCAAGAUCCCCUACAAAGACACCUUCUGGAAAGGCACAACUCGAACCCGGCCCCGUAACGGCACUCUGAACAAACACGCGGGCAUUGACUUCAAACAGCUGUCCCUCCUGGCCAAGAUCAAUGUGAAUCACUCUGGAGAGCUGUGGCAGGGACGUUGGCAGGGGACUGAGAUUGUGGUGAAGGUGCUGAAGGUUCGAGACUGGACCACCAGGAAGAGCCGAGACUUCAACGAGGAGUAUCCCAAACUCAGGAUAUUCUCCCACCCGAACGUGCUGCCCAUGCUGGGGGCUUGUCAGUCACCCCCCGCCUGUGACCCCAUCAUCAUCACACACUGGAUGCCCUAUGGCUCCCUCUACAAUGUGCUGCACGAGGGCACCAAUUUCGUGGUGGACCAGACACAGGCGGUGAAGUUCGCCCUGGACAUCGCCUGCGGGAUGGCCUUCCUGCACACGCUGGAGCCCAUGAUCGCCCGCCUGUAUCUCAACAGCAGGAGCGUGAUGAUUGACGAGGACAUGACGGCCAGGAUAAGCAUGGCGGAUGUCAAGUUCUCCUUCCAGUGCCCUGGCAGGAUGUACUCCCCAGCCUGGGUGGCCCCUGAAGCUCUGCAGAAGAAGCCAGAGGAGAUUAACCGGCGGUCGGCGGACAUGUGGAGCUUCUCUGUUCUUCUGUGGGAACUGGUGACCCGCGAGGUGCCCUUCGCUGACCUGUCCAACAUGGAGAUUGGCAUGAAGGUGGCUUUGGAAGGACUCCGCCCCACGAUCCCCCCGGGAAUCUCGCCCCACAUCUGCAAGCUGAUGAAGAUCUGCAUGAACGAGGACCCGGCCAAGAGGCCCAAAUUCGACAUGAUCGUGCCCAUCCUGGAGAAGAUGCAGGACAAGUGAACUGCCCCCCCCACCCAAGCCCUGGCCCACCCCCCUCGCCCCCCUUCAUGUAUACUGGCCCUCGUACCCCCCACAGACGCGGUGCUUACCGGUAUUGCCUUAAACUUUAGCGCUCACUACUUACCGCUGCUAUCCUCGCCACUGUAGUCUGUGCUUCUGAGAACAGAAGCAGUUUGUUAGCAUUAAUAAUGAGGAUUUCAUUAUUACUGUUGCCUUAUGUCUGGAAAAGAGCGUUGUCUUUUUCAUAAUUAUUAUUAUUAUUAUUAUUGUUAUUAUCAUUAUUAUAACAGUCCUGUCAUGACCCUCUUUGCGUUUGUACACAUUUUUACAGUUUUUGGCUGUGACUGACUAGUGGAAGAAGCCCCAAAAAAUUGAAGUGUGUGUUACUGACUGACUGACUGACUGACUGACUGACUGGCUCACUGGCUCACCGAGUGAGUGGCUCUGGCGCACUGAGUGAGUGGCUCCUGCUGUAACUGAUUUUACCACUAGAUUUCACGGCCGUAGAACAAGGCCUGUUAAGGUCCUUCAAUUGUGUAGGCUCCACACUCUGCCCUGUUGUCUGACUGACUGACGUUUCUGUCUGCGUGGAAGAAGUUAGGGGAGCGUGUGUAUUUUCCAACGCUCUCGUCUCCUUGAGGUGUAAAUAACGUUUUGUGGCUCCCGACACAACGGUCAGACACUGUAAAAGAGGAUCCUCUUCUACUGAAUUUCUUUCAGCAGCCUGCUUAUUUCUUUGUGUAGUGUAUUUUCAAAGUCUGUUUUUAUUAAAAAUGGCAGUAUGUAUGUCCAAGGAUGACGGCUAACAGGGUCAGGUGUCUACGCCCCCCCGUCCCCCCUUGUUGAACACCGUAGUUCUAUGUACUGUAUGCGUCUCUGUCAUGGAACUUUCCGGAACCAACAGCAGUUCCCAACCUGGCCUUCUUCAGGAUGGGAGCAGAGCCGAACUGCAUGGUAGCGCCACCCUCAGUGCCUCACCUGCCCUCCCAAACCCGUCCCGGUCUACUGCAAGGUUCCCAAAGUCCAUACUGUCAAACUGUGCUUAAGAGGGGGCCUGGGAAGCGCCCUGAACAUUGCGUACUGCACUGCGUCCUGCAUCACCUUGGAAGUCAUCUACCGUCUACUAUCCUUCACCAAGAUGUUCUUCAUGUUCUGACACAUUUUUAUUUCACAUUUCAUCCUAUUUUUUUUUAAAUAUGCUUUGAUAAUUGUAGUGUUUCACAGGAGUGAAAAGGAGCCAGGAGGAUGAAGAUGCCCUGGUAAUGGUCCUCCCAUGUGGUUCUUUUAUUCCUGUUUUUUUUUUUUUUUCUUGUUUUUUUUUUCUUGUUUUUUUACAUGCGCUUCUUUCUGUCUACGCCGGCUUGCUUGUUUGUGCUGAAUCAAGGGGGAAAAGCCAAAACAAAGCAUGUCUUAUACAAAUGUAUGUAAUUUAUAUAAAUAUAUAAAAAGGAGAAAAUGUCUUGGUUUUUUUAUAUAGGUGCAAGAUAUUAAAUUCCUCAUAUGACAUGUA